Molecule: messenger RNA, 1338 nt
Organism: Talaromyces stipitatus ATCC 10500
Lineage: Eukaryota; Fungi; Ascomycota; Eurotiomycetes; Eurotiales; Trichocomaceae
Exons: 2
Coding region: 46-1338 (430 amino acids)
Molecular function (GO): hydrolase activity, acting on carbon-nitrogen (but not peptide) bonds
Source: RefSeq, a predicted model, not a curated record
UCACUUCUCCUCUAAUAUCCACGUCACCUACAACCACAAAAGACCAUGCCACCCAAAACCCCCUCACCAGCUUAUAUCCAUAUCAAGAAUGCGUCUCUCAUUACGGUUAAUUCGACCGCUGAGACUCUGAACAAUUAUGAUAUUUUGAUUAAAGGUGACACUAUCAUAUCAAUAGGACCAGACUUAGACGUGCCAUUGGACGCGGACCUCACUGUUAUCGAUGCAGAAAACUGUAUCGUUGUGCCAGGCUUUGUGGACGGACAUCAUCAUAUGUGGCAGCAAAUCAUCCGAGGCGUUACCACGGACUGGACUCUUUUCGAUUAUCUUGUUAACAUCCGCAGUCUCUACGGUAGCGUUUACACUGCCGAGGAUGUAGAGCUCGCCUAUUACGCCGCUGCGCUGGAUCUGCUCAAUAACGGAGUAACCUGUGUUCUCGAGCACAGUCACAUUAUCAACUCACCCAAGCAUGCCGAUGCUGCCAUCCGAGGUCUCAAGAAAGCUGGUAUUCGGGGAUGUUUUUGCUACGGCUUCUACGAGAAUCCGCCCAUUGACGGUUGCGAUGUUCCUGGUGUCAAUCUUGACAAGUUCAAACAGGAGCAGCGUGUGUGCGAUGUGCGGCGAGUACGCGAAGUUCAUUUCACCAGCAACGAUCCCGCCGAAGAUCUUCUCACGUUUGGUAUUGCGCCUACUGAGCCAGAAUCCCAACCGUUGGAUGAGACGGUGCCCCAGGUCCAGCUGUCUCGCGAACUCGGUGCUAGAAUAACUACUAUGCAUGUCGCCAUGGGAUCGUACGACAAAGCUCACCAGGAAGUCGUGCAGCAUCUCGCAAAUGGUGGCCACUUAGGACCAGAUUUGGUCUUUUCCCAUGGCGCGUCGCUGACGGACAGGGAACUGGACUCGAUACGCUCUGCUGGCGCGGGUCUCGUUGGUACCCCUGACACAGAAUUACAGAUGGGCAUGGGCUUCCUCGUCGUCUUUCGCGCCGCCGACAAGGGCUGCAAGGCAUGCGGUGCCGAGGUUUUAAGGCUAGAUCAUCUAGUAGGUUCAAUUAUUGUUGGCAAGAAAGCUGACCUUGUCAUCUUCCGGUUCGACGACGUAAGCACAGUGCCAGUCCAUGACCCGACGGCUACGGUGGUCUUUCAUGCAUCGAGUGCCAAUAUCGACACCGUUAUCGUUAACGGGAGGAUUGUGAAGAAUGGAAGUCUUGUUGGAGUUGACUGGCCAUUGGUUCGGACAGCCCUGCGCACUCAAUCAGAGAGAAUCAAAUUCCAGGCAGCGAAGGUGGACUUAGCUACGGCCAGAGCCAAGUGGUUAGAGAUUAUCUCUCGCUCAUCGUAA